Messenger RNA from Anguilla anguilla (European eel), 1326 nucleotides. RefSeq names its product protein MEMO1-like. The record is from RefSeq and is a predicted model, not a curated record. The coding region runs from base 388 to 1281 and encodes 297 amino acids. NCBI's taxonomy places the organism in Eukaryota, Metazoa, Chordata, Actinopteri, Anguilliformes, Anguillidae. The transcript has 9 exons.
GUAGCCGAGUAAUGACAAACCACUACGGGUGACCACAGUUCUCUUCCAGCAGCGCUUGGACGAACUCGCCUGGCUUUCUGUUCUUCUCCAACAGUCAAUAUCCAGUUUUACGCGUUGCAAAAGAAGGCGUCGAAGAUUUCCACUCUGCUUAUUUCACUGUAGUUUCAAACCAUUAUAUUUAGUCAGCUGAAUGUUUACGUAAAUAGCUCGCUUGUCAGCUACUAUCAUCCUCAUCCCGAUAGUCGAUUUCCCAUUAGCUAGCGCUAGCUAGUGCACCCCACUUCACUUGUACUGGUAGUGGCUACUAGUAUUUUUCUUCUUUUCGUCUUGCUACUUUUUUUCCUGAGAAGGUGUUACCUGAACAAGAUAGGCGGCUUUGGCACUAAGAUGUCGAACCGAGUGGUGUGCAGAGAAGCAAGUCACGCCGGCAGCUGGUACACCGCUUCAGGAUCGCAGCUGAAUGCGCAAUUAGAGGGCUGGCUGUCUCAAGUGCAGUCUUCGGUAAAACCUGCCAGAGCAAUCAUCGCACCGCAUGCUGGGUACACUUACUGCGGAUCCUGUGCAGCGUACGCUUACAAACAGGUGGACCCCACUGUCACUCGAAGAGUCUUCAUUCUGGGCCCCUCCCAUCACGUGCCACUGUCCCACUGUGCCCUCUCGCCCGCUGAAAUCUACAGAACGCCGCUGUACGACCUCAAGAUCGACCAGAAGGUUUACGCUGACCUCUGGAAAACCGGGAUGUUCGAGCGCAUGAGCCUGCAGACGGACGAGGACGAGCACAGCAUCGAGAUGCACCUGCCCUACACGGCCAAAGCCAUGGAGAGCCAUAAAGACGAGUUCGCCAUCGUGCCCGUGCUGGUGGGCGCCCUGAGCGAAGCCAAGGAGCAGGAGUACGGGAAGCUCCUCAGUAAAUACCUGGCCGACCCCUCCAACCUCUUCGUCAUCUCAUCGGACUUCUGCCACUGGGGGCACCGAUUCCGCUACACCUACUACGACGAGUCCCAGGGGGAGAUCUACAGAUCCAUCGAGCACCUCGAUAAAAUGGGAAUGGGCAUCAUUGAGCAGCUAGACCCUAUAUCCUUUAGCAAUUACUUGAAGAAGUACCACAACACAAUCUGUGGACGUCACCCCAUCGGAGUACUGUUAAACGCUGUGGCUGAGCUGAAGAAGGUCGGGCUGGACAUGAACUUCUCCUUCCUCAACUACGCCCAGUCGAGCCAGUGCAGGAGCUGGCAGGACAGCUCGGUCAGCUACGCAGCCGGAUCACUGGUGGCCCACUGAGGAGGGACCCGUCGAACCCCCCCGCACCUCGGCCCCCCUCCUCCC